This is a messenger RNA of Anolis carolinensis (green anole), 4636 nucleotides long. Its product is annotated as oocyte zinc finger protein XlCOF6-like. Gene Ontology annotation, cellular component: nucleus. Gene Ontology annotation, biological process: regulation of transcription by RNA polymerase II. The transcript has 2 exons. Bases 1271 to 2128 code for a protein of 285 amino acids. The record is from RefSeq and is a predicted model, not a curated record. NCBI's taxonomy places the organism in Eukaryota, Metazoa, Chordata, Lepidosauria, Squamata, Anolidae. Gene Ontology annotation, molecular function: RNA polymerase II cis-regulatory region sequence-specific DNA binding; DNA-binding transcription factor activity, RNA polymerase II-specific.
GGAAGGAAGGCGGCGGAGGGAAGAGGACGGAGAGGCCGAGAGAGAGAGAGAGAGAGAGAGAGCAAACAGAGGAAUUGAUCAGCAGCUGAACAGACUGGAGAGAGAGAGAGAGAGAGAGAGAGAGAGGUCUGGGGAGAACUGGCCCUGAUUUAGAGGAGUUGUAGGGACUGGGAUGUAUAGUUCACCUGCCAUCUAAGAACUGCACUCUGAACCCCACCAAUGAUGGACCUGGAACUCACACAGGCCCAACACGGCCAACUUUGCAUACUGAUGGGGUUUGGGGGCGAUUGACCUCGACUUCCAAGAGUUAUAGUUCACCCAUAUUGGAAUGUAUAGUUCACCAACAAUCAGUGAGGACUCUGAACUCCACCAACAAUUGACCUGGAACUAACUUGGCAAACAGAACCCCCAUGACCAGCAAAAAAUACUGGAGGUCUUUGGGGGGAAUUCACCUUGAUUUGGGGGAGUUGUAGUUCACCUGCAUCCAGAGAGGACUGUGAAGCCAAACACGGAUGGAUCUUGACCAGACUUGGCACACGGACCAGAUAUGCCGAGAUGUGAUUACUGGAGGGGUUUGGAGGGACUGAUCUUCCUUUCUGGGAGUUGUAGUUCACCCACAACCACGGAAAGUGCGACCUCCACUGAUGAUGGAUCUGGACCACACUUGGCACAUGGAACCCCAUGUAACUCAACCUACUGGAGGAGUUGGAGGGGACAGACUCACCAUGGUGGGAGUUGUAGUUCACCCUACAGCCAGUAAGCACACUGGACCCCACUCGUGAUGCGUCAAGAGCAAACUUACCCAACAUACAAACUUGGAAGUAUUGAUGGAGUUUCUGGGGGUUAACUUGGCAUGAUGGGAGUUGUAGUUCACCCACAAUCUUAUGAGUUUUGGACAAUUAAAACACUGACUUUGUGAUCUUGCUGAAUUCCUACAUUCACUUUGGAUUAUAGAGCAGAACGGAAGAGUCGGAGGAGACUGCAGGAGGCACCCAGUCCAGGCCUCUGCCGUGCAAGGAAAGUGCAAAGUACCCCUGACAGAUGUGCAUCUGGCCUCUGGUUAAAGGAUUCCAGAGGAGCCUCCACUACAUUUUGAGGCAGAGAGUUCCACUGCCGAACAGUUCUUACAGUCAAGAAGUUCUUCUUAAUGUUUAGAUGGAAUCUACUUUCCUGUAAUUUGAACCCACUGCUGUGAGUGAUCAGAAAGGGAAAAAUAAGAAUCAAGUGUCCAUAUUGGAAUUAAAUAUACAUAGCACAUAACUCUGUUGACAUGGAGGAGAAAGCAUAUAAAUGUAUCGAAUGUGGAAAGAGCUUUAGUCAGCAUGGAAACCUGAAGAGACAUCAAAGGACUCACACUGGGGAGAAACCCUAUAACUGCCUGGAGUGUGGACAGAGCUUCAGUGAUUGUUCAGGCCUACAUUCACAUAAAAGGACUCACACUGGGGAGAAACCCUAUAAAUGCCUGGAGUGUGGACAAAGCUUCACUCAGAGUUCAGGCCUACGUAGACAUCAAAGGACUCACACUGGGGAGAAACCCUAUAACUGCCUGGAGUGUGGACAGAGCUUUACUCAGCAGGGGCACUUACAUUCACAUCAAAGGACUCACACGGGGGAGAAACCCUAUACAUGCCUGGAGUGUGGACAGAGCUUUGCUUGUAGUUCAGGACUACGUUCACAUCAAAGGACUCACACUGGGGAGAAACCCUAUAACUGCCUGGAGUGUGGACAGAGCUUCACUCAUAGUUCAGCACUACGUAGACAUCAAAGGACUCACACUGGGGAGAAACCCUAUAACUGCCUGGAGUGUGGACAGAGCUUUACUCAUAGAUCAGGCCUACGAUCACAUGAAAGGACUCACACUGGGGAGAAACCCUAUAAAUGCCUGGAGUGUGGACAGAGCUUCACUCAUAGUUCAGGUCUACGUUCACAUCAAAGGACUCACACUGGGGAGAAACCCUAUAACUGCCUGGAGUGUGGACAGAGCUUCACUCAUAGUUCAGGUCUACGUUCACAUCAAAGGACUCACACUGGGGAGAAACCCUAUAAAUGCCUGGAGUGUGGACAGAGCUUUGCUCAGAGUGGAAAUUUACGUUCACAUCAAAGGACUCACACUGGGGAGAAACCAUAGAAAUGCAUGGAGUGUGGACAGAGCUUUUCACGGAGUGAGUUUAUACAUAAACAUCAUAAAAUUCACCCUGAAGAUAAUGGUGUUAAUUGACCCCAGAGUGUCAUUCUAACAUGUACAAAAGCAACUCUUGCACAUUUUGGAAAUUCAAGCUCAAAGUUGGGACAUUUCAUCACAUGUGGUGUAUUGUAGAAAUAUUGAACUAAAAUAUGUUCCAUUCUGGAAGGAAACAAGGUUACAUGAAACUAGAGUUUUAUAUGCUGAGAAUGUUGGAUGAUCAAUUAGGAUGAAAGCAUGGGUAGUUACUGCGAGAUACUAAAGUGAGAAUUGACAGGGAUGGAAGGAAUGUUUUAUUCCAAAGCAAAAAUAAUGGCUUAUGAAGAUCUGCAAAUUAGCCAAAACGAACAAACUGACAACAAUGUGGGCAAAUGUCAGUUGUAAUAUCUAUUAAUUGGAAGAGUGUUAUCAGAAAUAGAAGUGUGGUUAUAUUAUAUUAUCUAAAGGGAGAAGAAUAAUGAGAGUUAAAAAUUAACAGAUCGAAUGAGGCCUUUAGGCACGUAUCCCUAUCUGAUUUCUAGUUCAGUUGUGUGUUUAUGUAGGUAAUUGUUUCGAUAGUGUGUUUGUUUCUGAUUUAGUUUUGUAUCUCUUGUAGUUAGUUUCAUGUUCAGUUGAAGCAUUAUAUAUAAUUUCUGCAUUUUUUGUAUUGUUGCUUUUAAUCUUUUUUAUUAUUUUUUUUGCAAAAAAAGAGGGGGAUUUAAAAGGGUCAAAACUGCUGAAACUGGAAGUGUGGAUAGACCCGGUUUUAGCCCAAAAUGGGGUUUAAUGUUUAAAUGCCUUUGGACAUCAUUUCCUUCCUCGGUGUUGGUGGCAUGGGUUUGGCACCAGUCCAGCAGCUCAGUGGUUUAACUCUCUGGAGGCAAAUUUGAAUGCUGCAAUUAGCCAGAAUGAGUAGCACAUAAUGGCCUUUCAGCUUCAAAGCCUGGCUGCUUCCUCCCUGGGGGAAUCCUAGGAGGUGUUAACUGGCCCUGGUUGUUUCAUGUCUGGAAAUCCCCUGUUUUCAGAGUGUUGUUCUUUGCAAUGUUUUCUGUUCUUCUACUGCCUGUGUAGAUAAAGGAGUACCCAUGUGCAGAGCUUGAGGGCACACUCUCAAAAAGAAUGACUGUGGCCUUCACACAGCAGAGGAUUGGCCAGGCUUUGAUGAUGCAAGGCUAUUCAGUACUAUUCAUGCUGGCCAACAAGGGAUUCCCCUAGGUAGGAAGCAGCCAGGCAAGUGGGGUUUAUAUCCCUGUGGAAUAAUCUCCAGGGUGGGAGAAAGAACUCUCGUCUGUUGGAGGGAAGUAUGAAUGCUGCAAUUAGCCAGAAUGAUUAGCAUGUAAUGGCCUUUCAGCUUCAAAGCCUGGCUGCUUCCUCCCUGGGGGAAUCCUUUGUUGGGAGGUGUUAGCUGGCCCUGGUUACUUCAUGUCUGGAAUUCUCCUGUUUUCAGGGUGUUGCUCUUUAUUUACUGCCCCCAAUUUUAGAGAUUAUAUUGUUCUGUAUUAUUAUACCACAGUAAUUAUUAUAUAUUAUGUUUAUAAUCUUACGUUAUCUGCUUAGAACUGGAUUAUAUGUGGCCCCUUCUACACAGCUGCAUAAAAUCCACACUGAAGUGGAUUAUAUGGCAGUGUGGAAUCAAGAUAAUCCAGUUCAAAGCAGAUGCUGUGGAUUAUGUGCCUCUGGGUUAUAUAUCUGUGUGGAAGGGCCUUGAGUCUACACUGCCAUAUAAUCCAGAUCAAAUCAGAUUCUAUAGGCAGUGUGGAAGAGGCCUAAGUGAACUCUACCUGUCUCCGAGGCGCUUCUAUUGUCUGUGGCCCUGAGAAAACAGAGGAUUUGCCAGACUUUGGUGAUGGGAAUCCUUUGUUGGGAGGUGUUAGCUGGCUCUGAUUGUUUCCUGUGUGGAAUUCCCCUGUUUUCAGAGUGUUGUUCUUUAUUUAGUGUUCUUAUUUUAAGAGAUUGUAUUGUUCUGUUAUACCACAGUAAUUUUUAUAUAUUCUGAUAUUAGUGUUUUUGAAUACAUGGAGCCAGAUUGUAUUCAUUUUCACAGUUCACAGCAACAUAAUAAUAAUAAUAAUAAUAAUAAUAAUAAUAAUAAUAAUAAUAAUAAUAGUAAUAAUGACUUUGGUAAUACACACUGCUUCACUCCCUUCUCAGCUUCCUUUCUGGAAGAAUCCUUUCUUGGGAGGUGUUAGCUGGCCCUGAUUGUUUUCUUUCUGGAAUUCCCAAAUUUCCUGCUUUCAGCUUGUUGCUCUUUAUUUACUGUCAUGGUUUUAGAGAUUCUGUUGUUUUAUAUUAUUAUACCACAGUAAUUAUUUCAUAUUACACUAGAAUCUCACUUAUCCAACAUUCGCUUAUCCAAUGUUCUGGAUUACCCAACAUAGUCUGCCUUUUAGUAGUCAAUGUUUUUGUAGUCAAUGUUUUAAAUGCAUUGUGAUAUUUUGGUGGUAAAUUUGUAAAUACAGUAAUUACUACAUAGCA